Messenger RNA from Haliotis rubra (blacklip abalone), 3663 nucleotides. RefSeq lists its product as uncharacterized. NCBI's taxonomy places the organism in Eukaryota, Metazoa, Mollusca, Gastropoda, Lepetellida, Haliotidae. Gene Ontology annotation, biological process: DNA integration. The transcript is spliced from 2 exons. The coding region runs from base 1 to 3663 and encodes 1220 amino acids. Gene Ontology annotation, molecular function: nucleic acid binding. The record is from RefSeq and is a predicted model, not a curated record.
AUGUGGUCUCAUCUGCAGCAUCUGGAAAGUGAACUUAUCCCUCUAUGUGAUGUUGAUGUUGGUUUGUUGAUAGGCUACAACUGCCCGCGUGCACUCACACCAAGGGAAGUAGUUCCUCCAGUCAAUGACAACGAUCCCUAUGGACAAAAAACAGACUUGGGUUGGGGAAUAGUUGGAACUGUUUAUCAUAAGGAUGUUGACCACUGUGGAGUGGUUGGAUUCAGUCAUCGCGUGAUGACAUCUGUCGUUCCAUGUGCGUUACAGUCUGAACCAGAGAAAACCAAGAGAGUGUGUGUAUCUUACAAGACUUCAAUCAAGGAAGUACCGGUAUAUCCAGCCGAUGUAUCCAAGAUGAUGGAAAUGGAUUUCAAUGACAGAAAGUGUUCAGGUGAUCCAUUGUCAUUAGAUGACCAGGAAUUUCUGUCAAUGAUGGAGAACGGCAUACAUCAAGGACCUGAUGGACAUUAUGAAAUGCCUUUGCCGUUCAAGGGAUCAGAUCCCAUCUUACCAAACAAUAGAACUGUUGCUUUAAAUAGACUCCAGCAGCUGAAGCGACGUUUUGUGAGAGACCAACAUUUCCAGAGUGAUUACAAGAGUUUCAUGGACAAACUUCUUAAGAAUCACCAUGCUGAACAAGUGCCAGUGUAUGAUGUGAGAAAUGAGUCAAGAAGUUCUUGGUACAUACCUCACCAUGGGGUGUACCACCCCAAGAAAAGGGACAAAAUACGUGUAGUGUUUGACUGUAGUGCCCAGCAUCAUAGCAUAUCACUCAAUGAUCAUCUUCUGAAGGGACCAGAAAUGACAAACACAUUGAUAGGUGUGCUCUGUAGAUUCCGCAAAGAACCUAUUGCGGUGCAAUGUGACAUUGAACAAAUGUUUUACCAAUUCAACGUGGUAGAAAAACACAGAGAUUAUCUUAGAUUCUUGUGGUUUGACAACAAUGACAUUAACUCUGAGCCCAUAGAUUACAGAAUGACUGUGCACCUGUUUGGGGCAGCAUCAUCCCCAGGAUGUGCCAACUAUGGACUAAAACAAGUGUCGAAGGAUUACGAGGACCAGUAUGGUUCAGAUGCAGCUAAGUUUGUGCGUGAGAAUUUCUACGUCGAUGACGGCUUGACUUCCGUAUCCACAGUGGAAGAAGCUGUUCAGCUCAUACAGAAGAGCAAACAGAUGUGCAGUGAGGGUGGAAUAAGACUCCACAAAUUCAUAUCGAAUUCAAGAGAUGUAUUAGCAGCAAUCCCGGAGGAAGACUGUGCGAAGGAGGUAAAGGGAAUUGACCUCAUGAAAGAUCCUUUACCGCUCGAACGAGCCCUCGGUGUGAACUGGUGUAUAGAAUCCGACACUUUCCAGUUCCGCAUCACACUCAAGGAUCAGCCUCUCAUCAGACGAAGUGUGCUAUCAACCAUUAACUCCAUCUACGAUCCACUGGGCUUCAUCGCUCCUGUAGUGUUAACAGGCAAACAGGUUUUGCAAGCUGCUUGCAAGGAUCAGCUGGAUUGGGACAGUCCCUUACCAGACAAUCUAAGAUCUCAGUGGGAGAAAUGGAGGUCUGAACUUUUCUAUCUAGAGGAAUUAGCAAUUCCAAGAUGUUUCAAACCUGAACACUUUGGUGAAGUCAAGUCGCAGGAACUUCAUCAUUUUGCUGAUGCGAGCAUGUUAGGCUACGGUCAGUGUACUUACCUCAGGAGUACAGACAUUAAUGGCAAUGUGUGCUGUGCCUUCGUUAUUGGGAAGGCAAGAGUGUGUCCCCUGAAACCAGUCACGAUACCGCGACUUGAACUAACAGCCGCUGUUAUUUCCGUACGCAUCAGUCAGUUUCUUCAAAGGGAACUGCACUGUGAGAAGUUAAGAGAGGUGUUUUGGUCUGAUAGCCAGGCAGUGUUGGGCUACAUAUCAAAUGACUCAGUUCGCUAUCAUGUGUUUGUGGGCAAUCGUGUUCAACAAAUCAGAGAACAUACAACACCAGAUCAGUGGAGACAUGUCAAAGGUGUGGACAAUCCUGCAGACGAAGCUUCGCGAGGUGUUAGUGCUCAGAACUUGGCCACAUCAACUUGGCUCAGUGGUCCAAGAUUCCUGUGUGAUCCCAAUUUCGACAUUGAUAAUCAGGAAUGUGAACGUUUUGAGGUAUCUCUGGAUGAUUCAGAGAUAAAGCGGGUGAAAACCCUCGCUUCUAGUGUUCGAACAACGUUCGAAUUGGAGAACGCUGAACUUGAGAUUCUUAAACAUGUGCAAUCUGAGUGCUUCUCAGGUGAACUGAAGGUUUUGAAGUCGAACAUCCGAGAUUGUAUCGACGGAAAGUGCUUUGACAACAGUCGACAAAGUGAAGUUAAUCGUAAAUGGACCCUGAAACAAGUUAAGGGAACAAGUCCAUUGUUCAAGCUUGACCCGUUUGUAGACUCCAAUGGUCUUCUUCGUGUUGGAGGAAGAGUGCAGUUGAGUGAACUCUCGGACAAUUUGAAACAUCCAAUCAUUCUACCCAAGCGUCAUCAUAUCACAACCCUCAUUAUCGGACAUUAUCAUGAGGAGGCAGCACAUCAGGGACGUGGACUCACAGCAAAUGCCAUACGUGCUCAUGGCUUUUGGAUAAUCGGUUGUUCAUCAUCAGUGAGGUAUCAUAUCGCCAAGUGUGUGAUAUGUAGGAAACAGCGUGGUUCAGUUCAGGAACAGAAAAUGUCGAACUUGCCGACUGAAAGAAUGUCAGAGGCUCCUCCAUUCACCUAUUGCGGCAUGGACAUGUUUGGGCCAUUUUACGUGAAAGAAGGAAGAAAGGAACUAAAGCGUUAUGGCGCUUUGUUUACCUGUUUAGUGUGUAGGGCUGUACACAUUGAGGUUACCCACACAUUGUCUACGGAUUCAUUCAUAAAUGCGUUGAGGAGGUUCAUCUCUGUGAGAGGACCUGUUCGCCAGUUGAGAUGUGAUCAGGGUACUAACUUUGUGGGAGCUCAAGGAGAAUUAUAUGAUCCUGAUUCUGUGAAGAACUUCAUGUUGAGCAAAAACUGUGACUUUGUGUCAUUUGUCAUGAAUCCACCCAGUGCUAGUCACAUGGGGGGAGCAUGGGAACGACAGAUUCGUUCAAUCAGAAGUGUACUCUCUAACCUCAUGUCACAAGUCGGAAAGCAACUGGAUGACGAAGGUUUACGAACCUUAAUGGCUGAAGUAAUGGCGAUAGUGAACAGUCGGCCAUUUACAGUAGACACUUUGUUUGAUCCAAACUCAUCAGAACCGCUGACACCAAAUCAUCUUCUCACCACUAAAUCAAACAUUGUUUUACCGCCUCCCGGCAAGUUUCAGAAAGAGGACAUGUAUUCUCGCAAGCAAUGGAGACGUGUUCAGCACUGUGUCAAUGAAUUUUGGCACAGGUGGAGAAGAGAGUUUGUGCAAAACCUGCAAGUACGUCAGAAGUGGUUACGACCAUGUAGAACUUUGAAAGCUGGUGACGUUGUGUUAAUCAUGGAUGAUAAUCUACCUCGUAAUCAGUGGAAGAUCGCACGUGUUUGCGAAACUUACACUGGUAAGGACAAUCUAGUACUUAGAGUGAAGGUGGCUGUCGGGAACAGAAACCUGACAGUGAAUGGUAAGAGACUUGGACCUGUAUCUUACUUGGAGAGACCAAUUCACAAAUUGGUUUUACUGGUGGAGAAGGACGAGCAGAAUGAACUAUGA